Messenger RNA from Myotis daubentonii (Daubenton's bat), 2898 nucleotides. RefSeq names its product phosphatidylinositol transfer protein beta (gene PITPNB). Gene Ontology annotation, molecular function: phosphatidylcholine intramembrane carrier activity; phosphatidylinositol transfer activity; phosphatidylcholine binding. The record is from RefSeq and is a predicted model, not a curated record. Gene Ontology annotation, cellular component: cytoplasm. Lineage: Eukaryota; Metazoa; Chordata; Mammalia; Chiroptera; Vespertilionidae. Gene Ontology annotation, biological process: phospholipid transport.
GGCCGCGCAGACUCAGUGAUCAGGGGGGCGGGGCCGCGCAGGCGUGGUGCGCGGCGGUAGCGGCGGCGGUGGAGGUGGUAGCGGCAGCAGCUGUCUGGUGGUUCCAGGAAGAUGGUGCUGAUUAAGGAAUUCCGUGUGGUUUUGCCCUGUUCUGUUCAGGAGUAUCAGGUUGGGCAACUUUACUCGGUUGCAGAAGCUAGUAAGAAUGAGACUGGUGGUGGAGAAGGAAUUGAAGUCUUAAAGAAUGAACCUUAUGAGAAGGAUGGAGAGAAGGGACAGUAUACACACAAAAUUUAUCACUUAAAGAGCAAAGUUCCUGGAUUCGUGAGACUGAUUGCUCCCGAGGGCUCCUUGGUAUUUCACGAGAAAGCCUGGAACGCAUAUCCCUACUGUAGAACAAUUGUAACGAAUGAAUAUAUGAAAGAUGAUUUCUUCAUUAAAAUCGAAACGUGGCACAAACCAGACUUGGGAACCUUAGAAAAUGUACACGGUUUAGAUCCGAACACGUGGAAAACUGUUGAAAUUGUCCACAUAGAUAUUGCAGAUCGAAGUCAAGUUGAACCAGCAGACUACAAAGCUGAUGAAGACCCAGCACUGUUCCAGUCAGCCAAGACCAAGAGAGGCCCUUUGGGACCCAACUGGAAGAAGGAGCUGGCAAACAACCCUGACUGCCCUCAGAUGUGUGCCUAUAAGCUGGUGACCAUCAAAUUCAAGUGGUGGGGGCUGCAGAGCAAAGUAGAAAACUUCAUUCAGAAGCAAGAAAAAAGGAUAUUUACAAACUUUCAUCGCCAGCUUUUCUGUUGGAUUGACAAGUGGAUUGAUCUGACAAUGGAAGAUAUUAGGCGAAUGGAAGAUGAAACCCAGAAAGAAUUAGAAACAUUACGUAAUCAAGGUCAAGUGAGGGGCACAAGUGCAGCCAGUGAUGAGUGAAGACUCUGACCAGGAUCUCGCGGUGUUGGCGUUUCCCAGCCACGUGCUGUGCUUGUGACUGCGGACUCACAUGCACAGCUUCCCAGCCACGUGUAUAUAUAUGUCUGUGUGUGUAUGUCUGUAGCUGUAUAUAAAACGCAUGUAGAGCUACAGAUCAGAAUACACACACUUGUGUAUAUAUGUACAUAUAAACAUACUGAAGGGAUUAGUACAAUUUCUCCAAAGUACUGUACCUAUCUUCAGCAAGAAUGCAAAAGAAAAUAUUUUCAAUAUAUAUACCUGGAACAGAUUUUAAUAAUCAGAGUAAUACCAUUAAUGGACAAAUUGACUGCAGUGUAAUACUAGCUGGUAUGUUUCAUAAAUGUCAAGUUGUGGACCAAUAAAUAUAUAUAUAUACAUACAUAAAUAUAUGUGUAUAUAUAUAGCCUUUUAUUACUUUUCUGUUCUUUUAAAUUAGUCUCUUAAAAUUUUUAUUUUAUUCUCAUAAGCAACUGACUCCCACACACACAAAAAAAAAAAAUUCAAAAUGUGUUGGUAUUCCAGUGAAUGUGGACUGUAAACGCUGAAUGUAUAUAUAACGAUUUAUUUCUGGAUGGUCAUUAUCUCACAGCCAAAUUGGAUAAUAUCUGUUAGUAAGGAGUGAAGUUAUAGGCCAGUUUUUACCUGUUUGCCCUGAGGGACAAAAUCCUUUUAAAAGAAAAAUCCGGUUUUUAUUGGAUUUUUGUAUUUUAAAUUUCAAGUAUUUUUCUACAUCAGACAUAGCAAAAAACGGAGAUGAUGUUUGUGGUGUAUAAUAAACACUAUACAAUGUUCAGGCUCCUGUUAGGCAAACAAAGAAAUUGAUGAAGAGAUUAAUAGCAUUGUAGGCUGUUUAGAAAAACGGGGAGUGCACUGCUUCCGCCGAGUCUUUUUUUGGAAAAGACUGUUUUCUGAAAUUACUGCUUGGAAACUAUGCAAAUGAGCUCGAUUCCUCACAGCUUACGCGCUAGAGUGUAGAUAGGGAUGGUGUUUUGCUCUUUUCAUGUUGAAACACUUUAAGGAAGAGAUACUGACUUUGAAAUAGGAAGCAUUUAAGAGGCAGCGUGAGGUCUGCCUGCACACGGUUAGGAGCCCUGCAGAGGGGCCAGUGCACCCCCACCCGCUUGGCCGUGCCCUCAAGUACAAGGUCAUUGGAACACGCCCUGAACAAGCAUCAUGGAAGUGCUGGUUAGAGCUGCUGCCCCCUUUUUGUUUUAAAGAAAGGAAGGACAGCUAGGUAGGAACUUAUCAGCUUGCUUUGUCCGAAUCGAGUUUUUCUCCUGUCAGUCAGUCAGUCAGUCAGUCAGCCCUGGAAGCUUGAAUAGAAUAUUGUUGAAGCCUUCAGGUUACAAACUGUCUUCUUUAACCUCCAGUCCCUCCUGCAACGCGCCAGCCCCUGUAGUCACAUCGCAUUAGUAGUCUGAUUCGCUGACAGUCCUGCCCCGCACCCCUCACUUCUCCCUCCCACGUGUCCCGUGUCCCCACCCAAGUGACCGUGGUGACUCAGACAAGGAUGUCUGCUGCUCCGUGACGCCGUGAUCCUCAGCUACCAGCCCCACCUGGCGUAUGUCCUCUGUGUACUCAGGAUCAAGACUGAUGUUUACUCUCCGAGCACUGUUGUAAGAUAGGUUUUGUCAUCGCAUAAUCAUUGUCGGCAAAGUGUUUGAUGCGAGGAGGAUUAUUGCUAAUUUUGUGAAAUAAAGAGUCUCGUCCUCUCCUCUUAAUGAACGUAACUCUCGCUGGCAGCUGUGGCAUCGUUGGGAGCUGGGGCGCACAUGGAGACGAGAGCCCAGCGCACGGAUUUUAAUGUUUUUCUAACAACUGUGGAGAUUUGAGGGAAUGUGUGGUGAAUGUAAAAUAUCUAGUUUACUUGGCAGUCUCUUGUGUAAAUUACAGUAAAACAAAGUAAAUGAAAUUUAAACAAAAAAUAAAUUUGAUCACAAAAUGCCA